CAGCAAAGAUGGUGUUGGCGCAAUUGGGAGGGAGCAUCUCGCGUGCUCUCCAGCAGAUGAGCAAUGCGACCGUAAUCGACGAGAAGGUCCUGAACGAGUGCCUCAACGAGAUCACUCGCGCCCUGCUUCAAUCCGAUGUUCAAUUCAAGCUCGUCCGCGACAUGCAGACCAAUAUCAAGAAGAUCGUCAAUCUCGAUGAUCUCGCCGCCGGUCACAACAAGCGCAAGAUUAUUCAGCAGGCUAUAUUUAAUGAACUCUGCAAAAUGCUGGAUCCAGGGAAACCUUCUUUCGCACCCAAAAAAGGGAAACCAAGUGUUGUCAUGUUUGUUGGUUUACAAGGGUCUGGAAAAACCACAACGUGUACAAAGUAUGCAUAUUAUCAUCAGAAAAAAGGUUGGAAGCCUGCCCUAGUGUGUGCAGAUACAUUUCGAGCUGGUGCAUUUGAUCAGUUGAAGCAGAAUGCCACUAAGGCUAAGAUUCCAUUUUAUGGAAGCUAUAUGGAGUCAGACCCUGUGAAAAUUGCGGUUGAAGGUGUGGAAACGUUCAAAAAGGAGAAUUGUGAUCUUAUAAUUGUUGAUACCAGUGGGCGUCACAAACAAGAAGCUGCUCUUUUUGAAGAAAUGCGUCAAGUUUCUGAAGCAACGAAACCAGAUCUUGUUAUAUUUGUUAUGGAUAGCAGUAUUGGUCAGGCUGCAUUUGAUCAAGCUCAAGCCUUUAGGCAAAGUGUUUCAGUUGGGGCUGUUAUUGUUACAAAAAUGGAUGGUCAUGCAAAGGGAGGUGGAGCUCUUAGUGCUGUUGCUGCAACAAAGAGUCCUGUUAUAUUUAUUGGAACAGGAGAGCACAUGGACGAGUUUGAAGUUUUUGAUGUUAAACCAUUUGUCAGCCGUCUCUUAGGCAUGGGAGACUGGUCUGGAUUUAUGGACAAGAUUCAUGAAGUUGUUCCUAUGGACCAACAGCCAGAGCUUCUACAAAAGCUUUCAGAAGGGAACUUUACGAUGAGGAUUAUGUACGAGCAGUUUCAGAACAUACUUAAAAUGGGUCCAAUUGGCCAGGUAUUCUCAAUGCUUCCUGGAUUUAGUGCUGAAUUAAUGCCAAAGGGCCGUGAAAAGGAAAGCCAGGCAAAGAUCAAGCGUUACAUGUACAUGAUGGACUCAAUGACGAAUGAAGAGUUGGAUAGCACAAAUCCAAAACUCAUGAAUGAAUCACGUAUAAUGCGAAUAGCACGAGGCUCUGGUCGCCAGGUCAGAGAUGUAAUGGACAUGAUGGAAGAGUACAAGCGCCUUGCCAAGAUAUGGAGCAAAAUGAAAGGACUCAAGAUUCCGAAGAAGGGCGACAUGAGUGCACUAUCCCGAAACAUGAAUGCACAGCACAUGAGCAAAGUCCUACCCCCGCAGAUGCUGAAGCAGAUUGGUGGCAUGGGCGGCUUACAAAGCUUGAUGAAGCAAAUGGGUUCUGGUAAAGACAUGAUGGGGAUGUUCGGAGGUGGCGACAAGUAGAUAUUGAUGAAGAAAAUGACAGUUACGGUGGUGAUCUCAAGUUUAUUUCCAAGGAUUUCCCUUUGUCAACCAGAGAGGUUAACAGACGUCUGUCCGCAAGUUGACACUACUCACUAGUUUGCCAGAAGGCCCGGCAUCUAUUAAGAUACUUUUUUUUUUAAUCACGGUUGCAUUAGUUGUAAUCUGAAGGGUCCACAAUGUUUAAAUCUUUUUGUAUGUAUUUGGUUAAAGGAAGGAAAAAAGGUUAGUCGUUUUCGUGAUUGAAAGAAUUGGAAUGAUUUAGAGGCAAUGAAAUUGAACUUCAUCGGUUUA
Messenger RNA from Pyrus x bretschneideri (Chinese white pear), 1808 nucleotides. Its product is annotated as signal recognition particle 54 kDa protein 2. NCBI's taxonomy places the organism in Eukaryota, Viridiplantae, Streptophyta, Magnoliopsida, Rosales, Rosaceae. Gene Ontology annotation, cellular component: signal recognition particle, endoplasmic reticulum targeting; cytosol. The record is from RefSeq and is a predicted model, not a curated record. The coding region runs from base 9 to 1496 and encodes 495 amino acids. The transcript has 9 exons. Gene Ontology annotation, molecular function: ATP hydrolysis activity; 7S RNA binding; GTPase activity. Gene Ontology annotation, biological process: SRP-dependent cotranslational protein targeting to membrane, translocation; SRP-dependent cotranslational protein targeting to membrane.